Penicillium malachiteum is the source of this 2322-nucleotide messenger RNA. RefSeq lists its product as uncharacterized. Lineage: Eukaryota; Fungi; Ascomycota; Eurotiomycetes; Eurotiales; Aspergillaceae. The coding region runs from base 1 to 2322 and encodes 773 amino acids. The transcript is spliced from 5 exons. The record is from RefSeq and is a predicted model, not a curated record. Gene Ontology annotation, molecular function: protein binding.
AUGAACAGACCGCCACAGGGCCGUGGUCAGCCACGGCUGGGUGCGACUUGGUAUCCAGGGGGCCAAGAUGACUUCUACAUGCCAGAGGUCAUCUCCCCCCUCCCCCAAAGGGUCAUGCCUGAAGUCCCCGAAAACAUGCAAGACAAUAUCGCGCAGAUGGAAUACGGCGCUCGCGAUCCUCGCGACCCCCGCCGAGCCCAACAGCAGCCUCCGCCAGCUCAAUACCGCUCCCAGUACCCCGAGCGCAGCUCCUCCGCAAUGGGGGGUCAACCUCAACAACAGGCUCAGGCUUACGACCAUGGUGCUUACGCGCAAUCCGCAACCUAUGACACUAUGGAUCACCCCAACUUCUCGCCUUUCCCCGUCCUGCGAAACCCGCCACCUAAUGUCCCACCUACCGAUGAACAGCGGGAAGUCAACUUGGAGCGCGCCCGCAUGGCCGUUCUCUCCACCACCGACCCGGAGAUGCAAUUGGCUUGGGCUCAAGAUGCUUUGACCUACGUGGAGGUCGCCGCGCAGAACGAGGCUCGUCUCUCAGUGAUGCAGCCACCGCGACCCAGUACCCCUGAAGUGGAGCGUCGCUUGAAGACCGACGCAAUGAAUAUCGUCACUUUCUUGGCGGAGCAACACCACCCGAAGGCCGAGUUCAUCAAGGGUAUGUGGAUGGAGUUUGGCAAGUUCGGCUAUCGGGUGGACCGAAAAGAAGCAUUCCGAUGCUACUCAAGAGCAGCGGAGAAGGGGUAUGCGCGUGCUGAAUACCGCAUCGGAAUGCAGUUUGAGAGCUCGGGAGAGCCCGAAAAAGCAAUCAAGCAUUACGAGCGGGGUGUUGCAAGGGCAGAUUCCGCCUCAUACUACCGACUUGGAAUGAUGAUUCUUCUUGGCCAGCAUGGUCAACGUCAGGACUUUCAGCGAGGUCUGGAAUACAUUCGAUUGGCGUCGCAAUCAUGCGACCAGAAUGCGCCUCAAGGUGCUUAUGUCUACGGUAUGCUUCUAGCUCGAGAACUUCCUCAGGUCAGCGUACCCGAGUCAUUUCUUCCUCUUGAUCUCAAUGUAUCUCGAGUCAACAUCGAGAAGGCUGCAUACCAUGGAUUUGCCAAAGCUCAAGUGAAGAUGGGCGCUUCAUAUGAAUUGUGUCAGCUAGGUUGUGACUUUAACCCAGCUUUGUCACUGCAUUACAACGCCCUGGCAGCACGACAAGGCGAGCCUGAGGCCGAGAUGGCCAUCAGUAAAUGGUUCCUGUGUGGACACGAGGGAGUUUUUGAGAAGAAUGACGAGCUCGCAUUUACUUACGCCCAACGGGCUGCCCAGAGCGGUCUUCCCACCGCCGAAUUCGCUCUUGGCUACUUCUACGAAGUUGGAAUUUUUGUUCCUGUCGAUAUCAAAGAAGCCCGAAGCUGGUAUGCUAAGGCUGCCAACAGUGGUAACAAGGAUGCGUCCGGUCGAAUCGACAGUAUCUCUCGUUCCAAGACUCUUUCCAGGAAGGAUCAUGAAAAGGUUGCCAUCUCACGUAUCAAGUCCACUCGGUAUGUGGCUCACCAACGGGGUAAUUCUUUGGAUCCUACCCCAGAAAAUAUCGAGAUGCCCGACCCUUCACGAAUCACUCUUUCCGACCAGCCUCCAGCUGCGGCUCCUUACCCUGAUCGAGGUGCUCCUCGCCCUCGUCCAUCGCCAGGUGGCAGCUACCAAAUGCCUGAUCCUCGGCCAAGCUCAGCAUUUGGUGUCAAUCCUAACCUGCGUACAAAUGGACCGCCCGGUUACGCUGGAGGGCCUCCAGGUCCUAGCGUUCGGCAUCCAUCUUAUGGCUCUGGACCUGCCCCCAGCCCAAUGGGUUACCGCCAGCCCGGCCCAGGUACACCUGUCAGCGCUCCAGGAGGCCCAAUGAGUCCACAGGGUAAUAUGAUGAGUCCCAACGGCACACCUCGAGUCGAUAUCGGAUAUUCUGCACCAAUUCCCCCGCCAGGGGACCGCAGACGUCCUCCACCUGCGCGACUUGAUGGCAUGCCUCCGGACCGAAAGCCGGUGCGCACCCCGGUCGGUGGUCAUCCUGGACCUCUGCCAUCGCCUCGUUCCGCAGCGUCUCCUCGCAUGACCGGGUCUCCCUCCUCCGGCACCUUCCCUCCCCGUGCAGAGUCUCGUCAACCAUCUCGGGGCUCAGCAUCUUCUACUCCUCAGCCACCAUCCAGUGCUUCCUCGGUCCAGAAACCCGCUGCUCCGCCGCAGCCCGCUAAGCCUGCCCAACCAGCACCAAGCAAGGGACCCAAGACCUUUGAGGAAAUGGGUGUUCCCAGUGCCAAGAAUGACAGUGAUUGUUUGGUGAUGUGA